AAUUAUGACUUUAACCUCACCAUAAACAUUUAUCUCAAUUUGUUCGAUCGAAGCAGUUUUACAGUCACGUCAUCGUCCUCAACAAUGCCGAGCCGAUUUGGUGGAGCCGUGAGUCAGGACUGGGAGCCAGUUGUGCUCCAUAAGUCGAAGCCCAAGUCUCAGGAUCUUCGCGAUCCCAAGGCCGUGAAUCAAGCGCUGCGGUCAGGGGCAGCGGUGCAGACGAUCAAGAAAUUCGACGCCGGAUCCAACAAGAAAGCUGCGGGACCGGUGAUUUACGCCAGGAAGCUAGACGAAGCGGAAGAACCGGCUUCUCUGGACCGGGUCUCGACGGAUGUGAGGCAAGCGAUACAGAAGGCCCGGUUGGAGAAGAAGAUGAGUCAGGCAGAGUUGGCUAAGCUGAUAAACGAGCAGCUCAAGGUGGUUCAGGAGUACGAGAACGGGAAGGCGGUGCCGAACCAGGCCGUGUUGGCCAAGAUGGAAAGGGUUCUCGGGGUUAAAUUAAGAGGCAAGAAAUGAUUCCGCUGAACGACGUGGUAUUAAUGUCAGGGUGCUGUUGAUGUUGAUUUUUCCUGAUGGUUUUUUUUUAACGUAUGUGCUUUUUGUUGUUUGGAUUCUCA
Molecule: messenger RNA, 617 nt
Organism: Hibiscus syriacus
Lineage: Eukaryota; Viridiplantae; Streptophyta; Magnoliopsida; Malvales; Malvaceae
Product: multiprotein-bridging factor 1c-like
Exons: 1
Coding region: 85-516 (143 amino acids)
Cellular component (GO): nucleus
Molecular function (GO): DNA binding
Source: RefSeq, a predicted model, not a curated record